UUGCAAUUCAGGUAGCUGCAGCCUUUCCGACACGCCAUCUGACUGCUUCCCAGCCCCCAUCAAGAGCUGACUCUGAUCCUCCUCUGUCAGCUCCAGCUGCAUGAGCUGCUGGCCAGAGCGGUGUCUGGGUUACAUCUGCCAGCCUGGGGCGUGUGUACCUUCUCUCUGUGUGUCCACCACCUACCAGCCAACUAGCCGCAUCUUCAGCUCCAUGGGUUCCUGCAGUUUGUACUAUGAAAGUGUCUUCAAUAGCAACGAGAAGGAGACCCUGCAGUUCCUGAACAACCGCCUGGCUGCCUACCUGGAGAGGGUGAGGCAGCUGGAGCGUGAGAAUGUGGAGCUGGAGAGACGACUCCAAGAGGCCUGCGACUUUCAAGAGCCCACUGUGGGUCCUAACUACCUGUGUUGUUUCAAGACCAUUGAGGAGCUCCAGCAGAAGAUUCUGUACUCAAAGGCAGAGAAUGCCAGGAUAGUCGUGCAAAUUGACAACACCAAGCUGGCUGCAGAUGACUUUAGGAGCAAGUAUGAGACGGAGCUGGGUUUGCGGCAGCUGGUAGAGGCUGACACCAAUGGCCUGCGCUGGAUCCUGGAUGAGCUGACCCUGUGCAAGGCCGACCUGGAGAUGCAGGUGGAGUCCCUGAAGGAGGAGCUGAUGUGUCUCAAGAAGAACCACGAGGAGGAAGUUGGUGCUCUCCGAUGCCAGCUUGGGGACCGCCUUAACAUUGAGGUUGAUGCUGUGUCCCCAGUGGACUUGAACACGGUGCUGGAAGAGAUGCGAUGUCGGUAUGAGGCUCUGGUGGAGACCAAUCGCAGGGACGUGGAGGAAUGGUUUACCAGGCAGAUGGAAGAGCUUAACCAGCAAGUGGUCACGAGCUCUGAGCAGCUUCAGAGCUACCAGUCAGAUAUCAUUGAUCUGAGACGAACGGUCAACACCCUGGAGAUAGAGCUGCAGACCCAGCACAGCCUGAGAGACUCCCUGGAGAACACCCUGACAGAGACGGAGGCCCGCUACGCCUCCCAGCUGGCCCGGAUGCAGGGCCUGGUCACCAACGUAGAGUCCCAGCUGGCUGAGAUCCGCUGUGACCUGGAGCGGCAGAACCAGGAGUACCGGGUGCUGCUGGAUGUGAGGGCCCGGCUGGAGGCAGAGAUCAACACGUACCGGGGGCUGCUGGACAGUGAGGACUGCAAGUUGCCGUGUAACCCAUGCUCCACUCCCUCCCAGCCCUCCUCCAGUGUACCCCGCACCGUCUGCGUGCCCCGCACCGUCUGUGUGCCUUGUGUGCCCUGCCACCCGAGCUGCCACUGAAAUCCCUCAGCGAUGCUGGAUCCUGAGGGAUGCGAACCGGGUGGCUGGUGCUUCCUGAGGCUGCGCCUGCCUGCAGUUCAGCGGCCACCAAUAGAGCAGGGCCAACCCCUGGGAGCAAGGAAGGCCACUAGCAGUACCAGAAGUGAGCUGUCAGCAACUGCGUUCUGAUACUGCAGGGGGCGCUCUAGCUCCCGCGUCUUAGAAAUGGCUGCUCGUAUUUCUCUCUUCGCGGGUGUUUCUGGCCGUCCGGGCUGCGCUUUGGAGCACUGUUCUUAGUUAGCUAGUAAAUAAAGCCUCAUCCAGGGUCCUGCA
Molecule: messenger RNA, 1618 nt
Organism: Capra hircus (goat)
Lineage: Eukaryota; Metazoa; Chordata; Mammalia; Artiodactyla; Bovidae
Gene: KRT32
Product: keratin 32
Exons: 7
Coding region: 101-1306 (401 amino acids)
Molecular function (GO): structural molecule activity
Source: RefSeq, a predicted model, not a curated record